Platichthys flesus (European flounder) is the source of this 3193-nucleotide messenger RNA. Its product is annotated as endophilin-B2-like. Gene Ontology annotation, biological process: membrane organization. Gene Ontology annotation, molecular function: protein binding. The transcript has 13 exons. The coding region runs from base 103 to 1278 and encodes 391 amino acids. The record is from RefSeq and is a predicted model, not a curated record. Gene Ontology annotation, cellular component: cytoplasm; membrane. Lineage: Eukaryota; Metazoa; Chordata; Actinopteri; Pleuronectiformes; Pleuronectidae.
AUCGUCCUCGUACGUGGUGGUCACGUGACUUUUGGCGAAUGCCAUAACCACUGAAGCGGAGGAAAGUGUUCGGAACGUCCCUGGCCUGCAGAACUUAACACUAUGGACUUCAACGUGAAGAAACUGGCCUCCGGUGCCGGACUGUUUUUCACACGAGCUGUACAGUUUACAGAGGAGAAGCUGGGCCAGGCGGAGAAGACAGAGCUGGAUGCUCAUUUUGAAAACUUGAUAAGUCGUGCAGACUGCACCAAAAAUUGGACGGAGAAAAUCUACAGACAGACUGAGGUCCUGCUGCAGCCCAACCCAAUUGAUCACACAGGUGCCAGAAUUGAAGAGUUUCUCUAUGAAAAGUUGGACAGGAAGGCACCAUCCAGAAUUACUAAUGGAGAGCUGCUGGGUCAAUAUAUGCAGGAUGCAGCAAGGGAAUUUGGUCCUGAAACUCCAUAUGGGAGCACUUUAACGACUGUGGGGGAAUGUGAGAGAAGAUUAGGAGCAGCAGAGAGGGAUUUCCUCCAGACAUCAACUAUUAGCUUUCUCUCUCCCCUCAGGAACUUUCUGGAAGGCGAUUGGAAGACCAUUUCAAAAGAACGACGUCUUCUGGAAAAUCUGCGUCUAGACCUGGAUGCUUGUAAGACACGUCUGAAGAAGGCUAAAUUGUCUGAGGCUAAAGCUGCGAUGGCUCCAGAUUUUCAAGAAACCAGACCCCGCAACUAUGUGCUUUCUGCCAGUGCCUCUGCGCUAUGGAGUGAGGAAGUGGAAAAAUCCGAACAUGAACUCCGAGUAGCGCAAACAGAGUUUGACCGCCAAGCAGAAGUUACACGGCUACUUUUGGAGGGCAUCAGUAGUACACAUGUGAAUCAUCUGCGCUGUCUGCAUGAGUUUGUUGAGGCCCAAGCAGCUUUCUAUAAGCAGUGUCAUUUCCACAUGCAUGAACUAAAGAAAGAUUUGGGAAGUUCACAUGCAGAUGUGCUUCCCAAUGCGUUUGCACUGAGCUCCACUCAAUCCGUGGUUGCUGCUGGCACUGCAGCAGAAGACAUCAGCAGCCCUGUAGAGAAAGAUACACUGAAGAUUGAAGAAGUUCAGGCACCAGCUACAGGAACCCGCAAGGCCAAAGUACUUUAUGAUUACGAUGCCGCUGACUCCAGUGAACUUUCCCUUCUAACUGAUGAGCUCAUCAUAGUUUACACAGUGCCGGGAAUGGACUCUGACUGGCUGAUUGGAGAGAGAGGAAACCAGAAAGGGAAAGUGCCUGUCACAUACUUGGAGCUUCUCAGCUAAAGAAAAACCCACACAUUCACAAAUUCACACACACACACAAAAUACACACGUGUGUAAGGGCGUGUGAGCGGGUAAUAUUAAAGCCAUGAGUAUAUUUAAUCGAAUUACAUUAUUUUCUCAUAAAGCUGUAAACUUCUGUAGCACUCCUCCAGUUAGCAUAAGCAAAAGUUAAUUUAAACACACACUCUUCCAUGUGCUUUUUUGAGCAUAAUGAAGUACAUUCACACUUACAGUCAUAAUAGUGGAGACACUGUUACAGUGAGUACAGGAAAAUCCCACUGGGGGAUGGCUAACAUUCUUUUUUUGUUUGGUAGUUUAUUAUGACAAUUUUUUUUCCUAUUUAUUUCCUAUUUAUUGUUUUGCGUCCCAAAGGGUUCAAGUGGACUGUUCUAUGUAUUGAUGAAGUUGAGCUGUGACAAACUGUGACUGACACACAUCAUGAGAGGGAUUUCCAAAUCCGUACCAAAUUAUAUUGUUGAUUGUUUUUGUGUACUUUUGUCUCUUAAAUCUGCAUUUUUCAUAAAUUCAGUGAUGAACAACGAUUAGAACAUAUUCCAGACUUCUGGUGCCUCUAAAAUAUGGAUCCACCAUGAUUGCCAGAUUCCUGUUUAUUUUGUGUCAGGGAUAGAAGUGUGAGGUUUGUAUAAUGCUUCCCAAAUUUAAGAAAUCUUUGAGGACUUUGAUGAACCAAAACCAACAUGCAAUAACUACUCCCCCCUAUGCUCCUGGUUAAAGAGGUGAUGACAAGUGUAAUGGUUCAGUUACCUGCAGUUCCUCUUUGUAUGACAGACACUGCUCAUUGAAGAAGUGAAAACAAAUGUUUUCCAACAGACGAGUGUGAAAACCAUUCAUACAACUUUAUGGUUUAUUUGUUUUAUGUGUUCUGUUGUUUUACUUGACAGUACCACAUGAACAGACUUGAAUUUCUCAUCUUUUUUUAAUCCUUGAUCAAAGCAUAAGUAAUGACUUAAAAAUUACUGUUGACUGUAAAACAAUAACUGAAACAGCAAAUAAUUUUGUCACAAAACGGUUACCAUCCUUGACUUUUGGGAGGCAGAAUUGCCUUAACUGCUUUGAAAUGAAUGUAGCAUUAUUUUAAGUGGACGGUCUUUGGUUUUUGCUUCCCACAGCACUGAAGAUGUCUAUUUCACAAUAUGAACACCGGUGCAGCUGUUGUUGCACAGGUCUAACUGCCUUAAGAGGAUGGGAAAACACUGCUAAGGCCAUCUGCUGCAAACCAGAGAAUGUGCCCUUCAAAACAAUACAGCAUGCAAGAGUCUUUCUCCUCCUAAUCAUAUGUUUGUGGGAUUUUUGGUUUGCCCAAGAGUGGUUUGGGGAUUUACAGUGUUCCUGUUUGUUGUUCCUUUGUCUGUUUAUAAGUGUCUUCAGUCAUAGUGCUGCAUGUGCUACAUUUCGCGGACUGCUCUGCUGGAAACGUAUGUGUGUAAACAACAAUAUGAUUAGCUGUGCCUGCUAAUGUGAGAUCUGUAACAACCAGGAUGUUUGCACAAACAACAAUAUGCUCUCUCACAUGAAGUUCUGUGUACAUGCAUGCAAAUAAACCAGGCCUCAGCAGCUUUUGUGAAAUGAGCACAGUGUUUGGAAGUGCAAAAAUCCGAGAGGUGAGAUUAACCGGAAACCAUAGCUAACUGGUUGCAGUUGCAGUCAGUGAGACAAAUGGGGACAAUGGGGUCUAAGGAUUUUUCUAGGCGGAGGAAUGGAUUCCUCAUCAUGUAUCCUGCUCUCUACUCUUUGCUCUUUUCACAGUUUUCUUUUAGAAAGAUUUUUUUACUACUGCUGUUGUGAUUCUGUUGUACCUCAUCUUGUUUUUACCCCCAAAAAUAUGUAUUGCCUGUUCCUUCACCCUGAAUGAAUGGAAUGUGUAGUUUAAUAAAAAAAGUUUGAUUCAUUUGAA